Rasamsonia emersonii CBS 393.64 is the source of this 1959-nucleotide messenger RNA. Its product is annotated as DNA helicase. Gene Ontology annotation, biological process: cellular response to X-ray; cellular response to gamma radiation; double-strand break repair via nonhomologous end joining. NCBI's taxonomy places the organism in Eukaryota, Fungi, Ascomycota, Eurotiomycetes, Eurotiales, Trichocomaceae. The transcript is spliced from 3 exons. Gene Ontology annotation, molecular function: DNA helicase activity; telomeric repeat DNA binding; double-stranded DNA binding. The record is from RefSeq and is a predicted model, not a curated record. Gene Ontology annotation, cellular component: nucleus; Ku70:Ku80 complex. The coding region runs from base 1 to 1959 and encodes 652 amino acids.
AUGGCUGAUCCACACGACUCGCGAGAGGACGAGGCCGUCGAGGAAGAAGAGGAGAUCGACGAGACGGGAUAUAAAUCAGUGAACGAUGCCGUUCUCUUCGCGAUCGAAGUCAGCGAAUCCAUGCUGGCGCCCCGGCCCAGCGCUGAUCUGAAGAAAGCCGGGCCAGAGUCGCCCGCGAGAGCCGCCAUCAAAUGUGCAUACCACCUGAUGCAGCAGCGCAUCAUCUCCAACCCGAAGGACAUGAUGGGCGUGUUGUUUUUUGGGACUGAGGCGUCGAAGUUCUAUGAUGAGGACGAGAACAGCCGGGGCGACCUCUCCUACCCUCACUGCUACCUGUUCACUGACCUGGACGUCCCCGCCGCUGAGGAUGUGAAGAAACUUCGGGCGCUGGCGGAGGACGACGAGGAGACGAACCAGAUAUUGGUGCCGUCGAAGGAGCGGGUGUCGAUGGCGAACGUGCUGUUCUGCGCAAACCAGAUCUUCACGUCCAAGGCAUCCAAUUUCCUGUCGAGACGGCUCUUUGUUGUAACGGACAACGAUAAUCCGCAUGGCGACGACCGGUCCUUGCGGUCUGCUGCCACUGUUCGAGCGAAGGAUCUGUACGACCUUGGAGUCAUCAUCGAGCUGUUCCCCAUAUCCAGACCAGAUCACGAGUUCGACAGGACCAAGUUUUAUGAUGAUAUUAUUUAUAAAACCUCUCCCACCGAUCCGGAAGCUCCUUCCGCUGAUCCGGCCAGCACGCAAACCCCGUCAGUUGGGGGCGACGGGAUUACUUUGCUCAAGUCUCUUUUGUCUUCUAUCAGCUCCAAGUCUGUGCCCCGGCGAGCGCUGUUCUCCAAUAUACCACUGGAGAUCGGCCCGGGUUUCAAGAUUUCCGUGAAGGGAUAUCUUAUUUUCAAGCGUCAGGAACCGGCGAGAAGCUGCUAUAUCUGGCUAGGAGGGGAGAAACCCGAGAUCGCCAAAGGCGUAACCACGCAGAUAGCGGAUGAUACCGCGCGGACGGUGGAGAAAUGGGAGAUACGAAAAGCAUACAAGUUCGGCGGCGAACAAAUCUCGUUUACUCCGGAGGAGCAACAGGCAUUGCGGAAUUUCGGCGAUCCUGUGAUCCAGAUUAUCGGAUUCAAACCGAUCUCAGCCCUCCCGUUCUGGGCUUCGAUCAAACAUCCCACCUUCAUUUACCCGUCCGAAGAGGAUUAUGUUGGGUCGACACGGGUAUUCUCCGCCCUGUAUCAGAAGCUCCUCAAGGACCAGAAGAUGGCGCUUGUCUGGUUCAUCGCGCGACGGAACGCAAGUCCGGUGCUGGCUGCGAUGCUCCCAGGCGCUGAGAAGCUGGACGAGAAUGGAGUGCAAAGGAUCCCACCGGGGAUGUGGCUUUUGCCUCUGCCAUUUGCGGACGAUAUCCGACAGAACCCGGAGACGAACCUGGUGGUGGCGCCGGAGCCGUUGAUCGACCAGAUGAGGACGGUGAUCCAGCAGCUGCAGCUGCCCAAGGCGCAGUACGAUCCUCUCAAGUACCCCAACCCGUCGCUGCAGUGGCAUUAUCGGAUUCUGCAGGCGCUCGCGUUGGACGAAGACCUGCCGGAGCAACCGGAGGACAAGACGAUUCCGCGGUACCGGCAGAUCGACAAGCGGGCGGGAGAGUAUGUCAUCUCGUGGGGGGAGGAGCUAGAAGCGCAGUACCGGAAGAUGUUCGAGGAGCAGCCCAAGACAUCGACCCUGGCUAAGAGGCCGGGCAGAGCAGAGGCAGCGGAAGGUCCGUCAAAGAGGGCCAAAACCGAGGCCGACGGCGGACAGGGCGUGACAGCCGAAGUCCGAAGCCACUAUGAGAGAGGCGAUCUGUCGAAGCUGACACUGCCGGUGCUGAAGGAAUUCCUUGCUGCGCAGAAGCUGUCGACAGCGGGGAAGAAGGCAGAACUGAUCGAGCGGGUUGAAGAGUAUUUCGAACGGAAGGGCGGGUAG